CCAAACGUUAUUUCUUCACCUUUAGAAAUCCACGGUCCCUUUUAUAAUCAGAUAUGGCUCCCAUGACGUAGCAUAUUGGAGAAGCCGGCACAAUCCUGGCUUCUGAAGGGAGGCGAUUCAGAGUCCACAGACCUUGUGAGUUUAGUUACGAACACCGAACAGGCCUAACUUGCGUAUCUGCAACCACGAGGAACGGAAGAUGUCGACACUAUCAAUGCCAGCGUUACAGUUAUUACCAGAGCACCUGGUAAGCACGGGAUUUCACCUUCCCAAAGGUCGGCUGACCGCCAUCUUGCCUGUGGCGGCGGCGGCGGCGGCAGCUUUUGGCGCCUACCUGCUCUGCAAGUCCACCGGCGGCAAGAACGGCAGGAUGAACGAGACCAUCGACAAGGACAGCCCCAAGGUGGUGCACAGCUUCGACGUGGAGGACAUCGGCUCCAAGGCGGCGUACUGCCGGUGCUGGAGGUCCAAGAAGUUCCCCUACUGUGACGGGUCCCACGGCAAGCACAACCAGGAGACGGGUGACAACGUGGGUCCCCUCAUCAUCAAAAGGAGGGACGCCUAGGCACCCGUCCCAUCACGACCUCCUCUACAGACACACCUUCCACCAAAAUCAUCCGAAAGGUUAAAGGUUAAAGGCUAACUGUGAGAGGAGCACAUUUGACAGUUACACCUUCUUGCCGAAGAGCCGUUACAUGGCAUGAGCUCUAAUAAAUAUCAGCCUUUGACAUUAAACGCACAGAAAAUGAAUGAGUGUGUCUUAAUUUUAACUUGAAUGCACUGAUACAAAAAAUAUUUUUUUCUCUGCCUCUGAAGAGCCUUUCCAGUUGCAAAGUGGCAAGCUGUUUGAGAGCAAGAGCCAGUAUUUCCAGUUUGUCCUAAGCAGGGCAUGUUUGUGUGCUCUGUUUGUAGUUACACUUGUGCAGCGUAUGAUUGUAUACCAAAUAUGGCCAAUGAAAUGGUGAAGUGCAGUUUCUUGUUUAAGUCACCUGUAUUUUGAAUAAAUCUAACCUCCUGAUUGAGUUAA
Messenger RNA from Anguilla rostrata (American eel), 1027 nucleotides. Its product is annotated as CDGSH iron-sulfur domain-containing protein 1-like. Lineage: Eukaryota; Metazoa; Chordata; Actinopteri; Anguilliformes; Anguillidae. Gene Ontology annotation, cellular component: mitochondrial outer membrane; intracellular membrane-bounded organelle. The transcript has 3 exons. The coding region runs from base 200 to 565 and encodes 121 amino acids. Gene Ontology annotation, biological process: regulation of autophagy. Gene Ontology annotation, molecular function: 2 iron, 2 sulfur cluster binding. The record is from RefSeq and is a predicted model, not a curated record.